AGCGAGCCCUACUUGGGGAUCUUGAGCGCGCGCGCGACUGAUGCUGCUAAAAGACUGAGAGAGUGGUUUCUUCUCGCAGCACCAUGAGCUGGAGCUUUCUUACACAGAUGUUGGAUGAAAUCUCCAACCACUCCACCUUCAUGGGCAAGAUCUGGCUCUCGUUAUUUAUCAUCUUCCGGAUCGUUUUGACUGUCGUGGGGGGAGAAUCGAUAUACUAUGAUGAACAGAGCAAUUUUGUGUGUAACACCCUGCAACCUGGCUGUGAAAACGUCUGCUAUGAUGAUUUUUCACCACCACCCCAUCAAAUAAAUUAUUUUUUUUCACAGAUAAUUAUGAUCUCAACUCCCACUGUUAUGUACCUGGGCUUUGCUAUGCACAAGAUCGCUCGCAUGAAUGAUGAGGAGUACAAGCUGAGGAACAGGAAGAGCAUGCCAAUGAUCCACCGCAGAGCCAACCGUGAUUAUGAGGAGAAUGAUGGGGACAACUGUGAGGAAGGUCCCAUGAUGAUGGAGGAGAUCCUGCCAGAGAAAACUCCUGAGAAGCCUGCCCCUAAACACGAUGGGCGGCGGAGGAUAAAGCGGGAUGGGCUCAUGAAAAUAUACAUCCUGCAGCUUCUAUGUCGGGUUAUUCUUGAGGUGGGCUUUCUCUUUGGCCAGUACAUCCUGUACGGUUUUAAGGUCGCUCCUUUAUACGAGUGCACUCGCAGCCCCUGCCCACACACGGUGAACUGCUUUGUGUCACGUCCCAUGGAGAAAACCAUCUUCCUGCUGAUCAUGUAUGCAGUUAGCGGUCUAUGCUUGUCUUUCACGGUACUGGAAAUUCUUCAUUUGGGCCUCAGUGGAAUCCGUAAUGCUUUUUUCACACAUGCACACCACCACAACAUCACACGCCCCCGUAGUACCAUAUGCAGACAGGUGCCCACAGCCGUGGGAUUGAAACCGGAGUAUAACUUGGACUCGGCUCGGGAGACUCUGCAAAAUAUUGACCACCUGCAAAGACACCUAAAACUGGCCCGGCAGCAUCUGGAUAUGGUCUAUCAGAAUGGGGAGAGCAGCCCUGAGUCCAACAACACUGCUGUCGGGCAGAACAGACUCAACGUCGCUCAGAAGAAGCAUGGAAGCAGAUGUGAUAAAGGGAUCCGUGUUUGAUUGAAAAUAGCAUCUACUUUCCUGUGCAACAAAGCACCCCAGCUGUGGUUGGCAUUACUCAUCUUGAAAGUGGAAAGUGUCUGUGUGUGUUGUGUAUUUUGUGUUUGGCUGCUGAACAUGUGAAGCAUCGUGAGACUGAGUGGAGCAAGUGUGUCCUUACGCACACUGGUCAAUCUUUGAUAAUGUGUCGUGCAGUACUAUGGCAAGUGAACACUAAGAUGGUUGUUAUACUCCUCAGUCACUAGGUGGCUGUGCAAUGUCUCAGUUCUUGUCAUCUCACGCUUUUUUUUUUUUUCAUAGGGAAAAUAAGUUUUGGUUCUUACAUUUGUUUACCACACUUCUUUAUGAAGUGCCAAGGGUUGCAUCUCAAAAAUGCCUUAAACUGGAGAUUAUGUAUCUUUGCCAUUCCAAAAUGAGAUGGACGAACCACUGUAAAACCACAUAAGAAAUGUAGUUCAGAAAGUUUAUGUUUAGCACUUAGAACAGUGCUGUGUUUUGAGUAGUGGGACCACAAUUAGUGGAAGUUUGUAAUGAACAAAAUGGAAACCUGAAAAAUGUUUGAAUACUUGUGGAUCAAUUAUUGAUCUACAAAGAAGCAUUUGAUAUUUUAUUUGCAUAUUGCGUACUUUACCUAUAUAUGAAAAGUAUAUUGUUUACCACCUGUCUUAUUUGAAGAAGCUUCUCUUUAGGCUACAAUUUCAGUCUUACUUGUUUGCUUUUUGUUUACUUCCUUAUUUUCUGAGGCCUUAAACAAGUUUGGUUUUGUUUGGCUUUCGUUUCAUUUGACAAACUGUUAGAGAGGUAAACACUCAAGUCUCAGAGAAUGUCUUCACACAAGCACUAAUAAAAUUAUUAAUUUCAUUUGUUUUUCACCUUUAAAAAAAGGUUGGUGUAAAAUUUUGGCGCCUUUAUGCAAAAAGUUUGUCCAAAUGUAGUUUGCAUUGAAUAGCAAUAAGGUCUCAAAAUUGAAAGCCAUAGAGCCUAAUGUUUUAUAUUGUAUUUUAUAAUCUUAUAAUAAACCUUGGUUAAUUGUUUUUUUUUUUUUAGAAGUAUCGUUCAGUGAGCUCAUGUAUCCUGAUUUUAAAUGACAUUUGCCUUUAUGUAACACCAACUUACUUUGAGAGUGCUAGAUUACAGCAAAGAUUCGCAUAUGCACAUUUUGUGGUGUGCAUAUGUAGUUGUAGUUUUACUUAUUUAGUGUUUACUGUAGUUUUUUUUACUGUAGUUUUACUUAUUUAGGGUUCCUGAAAGAUUGUUUAGUCACUCACUAUAUGUUUAUCAUAUAAUAAAUUACCUUAAAUAUUUACAAGUUGUUUUGUAACUGAAAAGUCAUGUUUGUAAUACUUGACGUAAUUGUGCAGUUAUUUAAUAAAUUAUGACUUAGUCAAAUCAAUUUUUUUUUUUUUUUUCUCUACUGUCAUCUCAAAAUGGACAUUUUGUCUCAUUUCAUAUGCAUAAUGCUGUAAUGCCUAAAUUCCCUUGGGUAUCACUGC
Molecule: messenger RNA, 2641 nt
Organism: Cyprinus carpio (common carp)
Lineage: Eukaryota; Metazoa; Chordata; Actinopteri; Cypriniformes; Cyprinidae
Product: gap junction gamma-1 protein-like
Biological process (GO): cell communication
Cellular component (GO): connexin complex
Source: RefSeq, a predicted model, not a curated record